Monomorium pharaonis (pharaoh ant) is the source of this 1267-nucleotide messenger RNA. RefSeq names its product actin cytoskeleton-regulatory complex protein PAN1-like. NCBI's taxonomy places the organism in Eukaryota, Metazoa, Arthropoda, Insecta, Hymenoptera, Formicidae. The record is from RefSeq and is a predicted model, not a curated record. Bases 537 to 1244 code for a protein of 235 amino acids. The transcript is spliced from 3 exons.
ACUUACUAAAAUAUUAUUUUCAAUACUUUCUUCUCACCUUUGAUUUAAUAAUAAUCAAAUUAUAUUGAUAAUCUGUAUCAAUAAUAAAGACAAACCGCGGCCAUAAACAAUCUGUCAACAAUAAAGACAUCAUCCAAACGGCUAUAAAAUUUCUAAAGCUGUGUUCGCAAACGCUAGAAAUAAAAACCUUUGAUUGGUUAAUUCUCUUAUGCGUUAUACAUUAGGCUAACAUUUCAUGUAUCGUACGACAAGUUAAUUAGACUUUUCAAUUGGCGAUAAGAUAGAGCAUUUCUAGAAACUCGGAAAUCUCUCUAAUCUAUGACCAAUCGAAAACGUCCAAUCAGUUGGUCGUACAACACAUGAAAUAUUAGCUUUAUGCGUUAUGAAAAAAUCUGUGCCGGGCCCCAGAAAGUGAAAAGAUGGCGGUUAAUGAAGACGUAAUGUAAGUACAUCAUAUUGUUAAUAUUACAAAUAUUUAAGAAAUAUACACAUUCUUAGAUAUCUAUACUAAACUAAAGAAUAAAUUUAUUUUCAGAAUGAUGGAGACGGACUUGUCCGGAGACGAGAUAAUUGCACAUGCAGCUUCUGAAAUAGAGAAGCUGCAUGUGCAACAAACGACGAAUAUGCCGCCAACGGCGGCGGCGGUGGCAGGACCCUCGGCAUUGGCUCCGCCACCACCACCACCACCGCCGCCGACGGCGCCGACGACGUCGGCCCCACUACCUCUACCAUCGCCGCCGUCGACAUCGGCCCCACCAUCGUCGCAGUCGCCGUCGACAUCGGCCCUACCACCACCACCGCCGCCGACCUUACUAUCAACAAUACCGUUACCGCCGCCGCCACCGCCGAUGGCGACGGCGACGGCGACGGCGGCGGCGGCGGCGGCGGCAGCGGCGGCGUCAGCCCCACCGAUGUGGUGGGCCCCAUGGAUAUGGCCGUGGGGAAUUAUGUCACCGUCGACAUCGGCCCCACUAUCAUCGCCGCCGUCGACAUCGGCCCCACUACCAUCGCCGCCGUCGACAUCGGCCCCACCACCACCAUCAGCAUUGUUGCCACAGCAAUAUACAAGACCUCCUCGCUGGCAACGUGGAAAUAAAAAAUUUAAAAAAGAGGCGGCGGGCAAAACCGCGGGAGAGGCCGUGGGAGAGGCCAAAACAUAUAUAUUACGUACCAAUAAAAAAGCACCUGUCCUGGGACAAAAACUCGCGCGCGUACAGUUGGCCGUGCCUCUUGAUAUAUUUUAAUUAACUGUAUUUUAACUUUUUAA